Messenger RNA from Lecanosticta acicola, 1476 nucleotides. Lineage: Eukaryota; Fungi; Ascomycota; Dothideomycetes; Mycosphaerellales; Mycosphaerellaceae. The record is from the annotation of a GenBank genome assembly.
AUGGCGCAACGCGGCGCUUUUCCUCCCAACGGGGUACUGCAGUGCUCCAUCUGCGCUUUUCGAUCCUCCAAUUUCCCCGAUAUCCGGGCACACGUCGAAGCUUCCAAUGCGCAACGUGUUCGCUUCCACUGCCCAGCAUGCGGACAAGCUGCGUGUGGAAUGUAUCAGCUCAGCAACGGUGCAGGCUCGGGUCAUCUGUACUCUUGCCGCGCCUUUUUGCAGGCUGGCGAGGGGUUUCAUGAGAUGGACUAUCGCGCCUUGACGGCCCUAUGCAAAGACCCAAGCAUGGAAGGCACUUUCGCACCCGCGGAGAUUCGGACAGUGGUCACGGUAGAGCCUGACGCGUCGCGGAGACCUGCGAAAGCGACACCAUCGACAGACUUUCGCACUGGCAGAUCAAGCUGCGCCACUGCACAGUCGCACCUGCCAAUUUAUGGCUCGAAUCUUCCAGCAGUUGCCAUAGCAACGAGGUCGCCGAGCUCUGCUGCCUAUCCACCUAUGCGCGCAGGCCACGACAACUUCAAGCCACAGACCUCAUCUAUGCUGAAUUUUCCUUCAGAAGGACAAGGUCCGACCGCUGGAGCAAUGCCCCCUCUGUCCGAUCGACCCGUCAUGAAGACGACGUUUGAGGGCACAAACAAAGCUGAAUGGAUGUCUUACGCCCAGCAUAGAUACCAGACACCACAACAAGGCUCUUCUACGCGUUUACAAGACGCUUCUUCAGCUCAGAAGUUGGAGGCGCUUCCAACACGACAGAUCCCACCCCAAAGCAUGGCCACUCGGAGGAUGGUGGACCUCUCAAGACAUACAGAUGCUCGUGCAGCUAUCAAACUAACUCCUCGCGGCGGGCUAACGCAGACUUCACCAGUAAAUACAGCAAGCUCCGGCGCAAUUCAGUCAGGGAGCCUCUCUCGCACAGCGCUCUCUCAUUCGCGUGCCCAUGCCACCGACACUGUACCUGCCACUGCCAUUACCACUCCACCUACCACAGUUUCGCCCCACGAAAUUCAUCUUCAUCAUCGCCGAAUAGACAAAACAGUGGAGGAAAAUGAGGAGGAGAGGAUUGAGCUGUCAGGGCUGACCUUACGGGAAGACCAGACCUACCUCAACACCGCACUGGCUCUUGGCCUCGACCCAAUCGACGACUUCGAUAACUUCUUCCCACGAAUCACAGUGCCAGAACCAGAUCCACUGCUGUUUCCAACAUGUGAAGCGUACUCGCGAGCAGCUGCGUUUGCCAAUCCAAGAGGCAUCACGGAGUUGAACUGGGCCGACAACUGGCUGGUGCCAAUCGAAGGAGACAGUGUGGAGUGGAGGAUGACCGUUCGGUGGUGCAAGGGCUGUAAUUCGGGCGUGUUGAUUGACGAUGCAUCUUCACACCUUGACGGGUGCGCCGUUGCGAUGAAGUUUGCCUACAACAGGAAUGGGUAUUUGGUGCUCGCCAAUCAGAGGGGAGCUUCUAAGAGAGGAUGCUGA